This is a messenger RNA of Symbiodinium natans, 744 nucleotides long. The record is from the annotation of a GenBank genome assembly. Lineage: Eukaryota; Dinophyceae; Suessiales; Symbiodiniaceae.
AUGCCGCUGAAGAAGAAGAACUUGAAAAAGAAGGUCGGUGGGAAAGUCGUAAACGGCGAGGGGUCACCCAAGGCCUCACCCAAGGCGGCACCCGAAACAACGGCGACUUCGCCGAAGCAGUCGCCCAAGGCGGCUCCGGCUGCAGAGCCGGUGGCAGCCAAAAAGGGCAAGAAGGACAAGAAGGAGAAGACUCCCGAGGCCAAGGCCAAGGCAUCCCCCAAGGCGGGCGCUGCGUUCAAUCCGCCCAAGCAAGGCCGAGCGGCCCCACGGCCGCCCCCGACUGAGGCCGAACGGGAAGAAGCCAUGAAGAAGGCCAUUUUGCUCAUAAAGGAAGGUAUCGCCACCAAGGACCAAUCCAAAGGCGCGCCUUUCAUCCUCGAGAAUUGGCACCAGGAGUGGAAGCCGGUUCUGGGGCCAUACCGCAAAUUCGUGGAGAGCUGCGCUUGCUUCCGCAUCGUGCAGGGCAGCGCGCCAGCCCACUAUAGCAUCCAAGUGGUGGAUGGUGCCGAGGAUGGCCACAAGGCAUUCUGGCUUGUCAACCUCGAGAAGGCGUGGCAAGCCUACUGCCGGCUCAAGAAGGACAAGAGGAGUGUGGAUGAAUUCCUCAAUGCGGCCAAGGAAGUGGUACGAAAAGAAGUGCCUGUUGCCGCAGAGGAACCUGACACAGAGAAGGGCAAGAAGCGAAAGGACGAGGCACCCAAGGCGAAGUCCUCCAAGAAGGCAAAGACCAAAGCCAAGGAGUAG